GGAUUUUUACGCGACUACGUUUUGGGCCCCCAAAGCCGCAAGUUCAAGCCCACUUCACUUGCACCGUCGCCAUCCAACUUCCCCUGGACCCCUGCUACCCUGUCCGGCCGACCAAGUGUGCGCGCCUCCCACCACGCGAGCGAGCCAAGCCAAGCCAAUAUUGCUGCCAGCUUCCCCCCCAAAUCGACCAUCCAUCCCGUCCCAUCUUCGCCCGCGCUCGUCCACUCGUUGCUCCUUCUUAACCUCGUCCUCCCCCCAGCCAGAGCCAGGGAUCGUCGCCGCCUUCCAAGAGCCUCACCCUGCCUCGUCUUGCCCCUUCGCCAGACCAGAUCCGACAGAGCUGAUCGUCUCGACGACUCGACCACGGCGGGCAACUUCUUAACCCCCCUAUCGAGUGCUACGGCCCACCUACUGGCGACCGACAGAAACUGCAAGCUUGGAAGCAACUGGACCUCGUUCGACUCGACCUCAACCGCCCCGAAUUACCCCAAUUGUGGACGCGACCAAUCUCUCAAAGUCUUGUCGUCGACUGUAGCAUCGUCGACUCGUCAACUUUUCGGCCAUUAG
Messenger RNA from Colletotrichum lupini, 567 nucleotides. RefSeq lists its product as uncharacterized. The record is from RefSeq and is a predicted model, not a curated record. NCBI's taxonomy places the organism in Eukaryota, Fungi, Ascomycota, Sordariomycetes, Glomerellales, Glomerellaceae. The transcript has a single exon. The annotation marks the transcript as partial.